Molecule: messenger RNA, 423 nt
Organism: Eupeodes corollae
Lineage: Eukaryota; Metazoa; Arthropoda; Insecta; Diptera; Syrphidae
Exons: 1
Coding region: 1-423 (140 amino acids)
Biological process (GO): DNA integration
Molecular function (GO): nucleic acid binding
Source: RefSeq, a predicted model, not a curated record
AUGGGGUCAACGACAUCUGAGGCAACAAUAAAAGCUCUUCAAAAUAAAUUCGCUAUCGAAGGUUUGCCAGAGACACUUGUUUCUGAUAACGGAAGCCAAUUUUCUUCCUCCGUGUUCGCAGAGUUUUGCCAUGAAUUGGGUAUCGUUCACAUUAAAACUGCGCCAUUUCAUCCAGCUUCAAAUGGUGAAGCCGAGAGAAUGGUGCGGACGUUUAAAACUGCUAUACAAAAACAAAUUUCUGAAGGUGUCAAUGAAAGAGAUGCUUUAUUAACUUUUUUGACUUCUUACAGAUCAACACCAAAUGUCACAGGCAAGUCACCAUCUGAGCUUUUACAUGGUCGACCAAUGCGUUCCUUGCUUUCUCAACUGGAGCCGAUGUCAAAGCCUGAUAUCAAAACAGUUUCUGCAAAGUUCCACCCAUAG